Messenger RNA from Malassezia sympodialis ATCC 42132, 2568 nucleotides. RefSeq lists its product as uncharacterized. NCBI's taxonomy places the organism in Eukaryota, Fungi, Basidiomycota, Malasseziomycetes, Malasseziales, Malasseziaceae. The record is from RefSeq and is a predicted model, not a curated record.
AUGUUCACACACCUGCUACAGCGUACCCGGUUGCUCCCCACGCUGAACCGCAUUCAAGAGCUGGAUGAAGAAGAAACGGGCAUUACUAUAUUUGCUCCGACCAACAAAGCAUUUAAUGCCAUGCUCUCCGGAGACAUGGGCGACCCCCUGGCCGACAAUGUUCAGGCCGUGCUGCGGCAGCGUCUACUCUAUCAUGUGCUCAAUUACACGCUGCCGACCGAGGGCCCCGCACUGGAGUUGUAUGAGACACUACAUCUACCUUCUCGUAAGCGCUUAUUUGAGCCAACCCGACCUGGCCGGAUUCCUCAAAAGCCCCAACGGCCGCCCGAGCCUGGCGCGGAAGACCAUGGAGGCUUACUGGGCAAUCAUGGACAAUACAUGCGGAUCCAGCGCGAUGCUACUGGUCAAGUGACCCGUGUUGGUGUGAAUGCGCGUGGACAGGGCGGGGCGCGUUGUAUUUCUCGCGAUGCACGCUCGCGCCAUGGUAUUUUGUAUGUUAUCGACCAAGUCUUGGAUGUGCCACCGCCCCUGGAUAUAUUUUUGAAGAGUCAUGCCAAUACGACUGCGUUCCGCCAUAUUACCAAUGACACAAUGCAUAAGCUGGCUACAAUUCCGCAAUUGACUAUGUUCCUCCCGGUGGAUGCUGCAUGGCAAUCAUUACAGCCCCUGGAGAAAGCGUACCUAUUCAGUGACUGGCCCCAGGCCAUAGACGACUGGGUGCGUAUUUUUGGCUGGCAUGCAUCCAAUGCAGGUCUAGGUCAUGAUAUGGUUGGGUAUGCCUCGCUGUUGCGUGCUGCGCAGCCCACUCGUGUGACUUCAAUUCUGGGAGGCGAGGUCAAUAUCACAGUAUCGUCGCAGGGUCAGCUGCAGUUUGGCAGGGCACGCAUCGUGGAUGAAGAUAUUUUGACAGAAAAUGGCGUCGUUCAUCUUGUGGAUGGGUUACACCUGCCAUUUGGCGACCUGGGUAUGACUAUGGAAAAGUGCUUACUAGCCCUCAAUGCAACCUUUUAUGUUUCACUCAUGAAGCGGGCAGGUCUUGAGCACUAUAUUAACCAGGAUCCUCAUGAACCACAACGUAUCGAUGCUCCCAAAGGCCCAUUCACCUUCAUCGUACCCUCCAACGACGCUUUGAAGCACUGGCUGCAUUCUUACGCAGCGACCAACCCUUCUAUACCCAGUGAUCCUGGCAAUGACAUAUCCCGCCUUCGUGAAAUGCUUUUGUAUCAUAUAUUACCCGGAGAGCAUCAUGAAUUUGCACCCUAUGGAAUGUUAUCUACGGAGUUUUAUCCCUCGAAAUUGCAGGGCCAACCACAGCGUAUUCAUGUAUCUACCACCGAAGAUCGUAUAUCUAUCGGGUCUUCCAAGGUUCUUAAAGGUCCACUUCGCGCAGCUAACGCCACACUCUACUUUGUUAAUGAUGUCGCUCACAUCCCCCUUGAUCCUGUCGCUACCGCAACGCAAUCGUCAUUGACCAUGUUUGUGCGCGCCCUGGUCCAGUCGCAAAAGGAAGACAGAGUGCGAAAGGCGCCCAUAAUGACCUAUUUAGUGCCUCAUGAUGCAGGAUUUGAGGCUAUGGGCCUUGUGGCAAAAUAUCUUUUGCAUACGCAUUCUCGUGAUUUAGAUCAAGUGUUGACCUACCACGCCUUGCCGGGACUUUGGUACUCAGAUCAGCUUUCGUCAGACUGGACUACGAUACCCACUUGGGAGGGCUCUUUGCAAUCCAUGCGACUGGAUUCGCGUGAGCUCCUUGUUCGCAGCAAUACGUCGGAGAGGCUCACAGUCACUCAACCGGAUAUUCUAACAGAUACAGGAGUCAUUCACGUUGUACCUCGUCUUCGUGUACCGCCAUCGGUACCGAUAACGCUGUUCAAGCUUGCUCAAAUAUCGUCGGCUCAACGCAUGAUGCAGCUCAUUGACGACGCGGGGUUCCAAUGGCUAUGGAACAAAACAUAUGAUAUCCAAGCCAAGAGUCCUUGUGGGCGCCAAAAGGUGGUGCUACUUCUCCCUAGUGAUGAUGCUUUUCUCCAAAUUAACAUCACUGAGUAUUAUCGCAGUCCCGAGCUACUUCGGGCACUUGUGGCCCAACACAUUCUUCUUGUGAACGACUGUGAUGAAGCGCACGAAAAGCGUUUCGAUCUUCCUCUGUCCUUGGAGGACGAAGCACAACACCCCACCCUUCUCGAUAAAAGCGUAGGAGGUACAAGCCGGUUCGGGGCCUUGGCGCUACGGUAUAUGGGACGGUCACGAGGCUCCUCUAUUGGAUAUAUGAUUGGUAUCAAGAACGCCCAAAGUGUACGCAACCACCACCACGCUGCUCGGAUCACGAACUUCGGACGCGUAUCUCAGCCUAUUGCCUCACAAGGUGUGAUGCCCGGGGGCAUUCUAACGCUUGAUACCAUCCUGGAGCCCUACUCUCCUGGCUGGCUACACCGCUGGGACCGAGUCUGGCAAGUAAUUCUACUGUUCUUGGUAUUGUACAGUUUAUACGAAGUCUAUCUGUAUGCUCGCAUUCGUUAUGAGGGCUAUACAAGACUGCAAGCAGGCACAUUGGAAGGUGAAGAAGAGUAA